Molecule: messenger RNA, 592 nt
Organism: Sinocyclocheilus grahami
Lineage: Eukaryota; Metazoa; Chordata; Actinopteri; Cypriniformes; Cyprinidae
Product: zymogen granule membrane protein 16-like
Exons: 4
Coding region: 73-582 (169 amino acids)
Source: RefSeq, a predicted model, not a curated record
UUGUGGCAAAAGAAGGUUCUUCAGAUUAUAAAAAGAUUAUUGUUGUGUACUGGACAGCAGCUUUUUUCCAAAAUGUUGAAUCUUAUUCUGGUUCUCUCUGGAGUUUGUACAGUGGGCAUGGCCAUGCCUUUACCUGAUUUCUACUCUUACUCCCUGGCUGCUGGGGAAGGCAGUGGGACUGAAUAUUCUACUGCACAUGUGGGUCGCAUCACUGGUAUCAGAAUCUGGGAAUACAGUAGCGCAUACAUUGGUGGAAUCCAGCUGAGUUAUGAUGGUAACUGGACAACACUUGUUUGUGCAAACUAUGGCACUCAGAUGGAGAUGACACUUCUUGACAAUGAAUCCAUCGUUCAGGUGUCUGGAAAGUACGACUAUGGCUACAUCUAUGAGCUUAUGUUUGUCACUAGUCAAGGCCGAUCUUUUAAAGUGGGACAACCUUCUGGAAUCUCAUUUAACUUCUACCCGACCCAUGAUGGAAGUGAGCUACGCUUUCUCAGUGGUCGACACAAUGGAUAUGGAAUCACCUCCAUUGGGGCUCACUGGGCAGUCUACCACACCAGUGACAACAGUGUAACACCUUAAGAUCGUAAUU